AUGGCUGCUACUACUUCCGUCCCUACCAAGGACCAGAUCCUCGUCCCCGAGACUCUCCUCAAGAAGCGCAAGAGCCAGGAGAAGGCCCGCGCCGAGAAGUCCGCCGAGCUUGAGCAGCGCAAGAAGCUCAACAAGGAGAAGCGCUCCGUCAUCUUCAAGCGUGCUGAGAAGUACGUUAAGGAGUAUCGCGAUGCCGAGCGUGAGAAGGUCCGCCUCCAACGCCUCGCCAAGCAGGAGGGCAGCUUCCACGUCCCUGCCGAGGGGAAGUUGAUCUUCGUCAUCCGAAUCAAGGGUAUCAACAAGAUUGCACCCAAGCCCCGCAAGAUUCUCCAGCUUCUCCGUCUCCUCCAGAUCAACAACGGUAUCUUCGUCCGUAUCACCAAGGCUACCGCCGAGAUGAUCAAGAUCGUCGAGCCGUGGGUUGCUUACGGUUACCCCAACCUAAAGAGCGUCAAGGAGCUCAUCUACAAGCGCGGAUAUGGCAAGAUCAACAAACAGCGCAUUCCCCUCACCGACAACUCUAUCAUCGAGGAGAACCUCGGCCAAUACGGCAUUGUCUGCAUUGAGGAUCUCGUCCACGAGAUCUACACUGUCGGCCCCAACUUCAAGCAAGCCUCCAACUUCUUAUGGCCCUUCAAGCUCAGCAACCCCAACGGUGGUUUCCGAACGCGCAAGUUCAAGCACUUCAUCGAGGGUGGUGACCUUGGUAACCGAGAAGACAAGAUCAACGGUCUCAUCCGACAGAUGAACUAA
Molecule: messenger RNA, 753 nt
Organism: Daldinia decipiens
Lineage: Eukaryota; Fungi; Ascomycota; Sordariomycetes; Xylariales; Hypoxylaceae
Product: 60S ribosomal protein L7
Exons: 4
Coding region: 1-753 (250 amino acids)
Biological process (GO): maturation of LSU-rRNA from tricistronic rRNA transcript (SSU-rRNA, 5.8S rRNA, LSU-rRNA)
Cellular component (GO): cytosolic large ribosomal subunit
Molecular function (GO): structural constituent of ribosome; RNA binding
Source: RefSeq, a predicted model, not a curated record